Priapulus caudatus is the source of this 1332-nucleotide messenger RNA. RefSeq lists its product as uncharacterized. Bases 1 to 1332 code for a protein of 443 amino acids. The record is from RefSeq and is a predicted model, not a curated record. The transcript is spliced from 9 exons. Lineage: Eukaryota; Metazoa; Priapulida; Priapulimorpha; Priapulimorphida; Priapulidae.
AUGAACACCGGUGGAACGCUACGAAGAACAUCACCGAUGGGUAACACGGAGGGUGAGAGCACUCUAGCUGGGCAACCGCUCAGGCCGGAGGUGAAGCUCUGUCAGCAGUACAUGGACAUGGUGUGGCAUAGCUUCACCGCGCAGUUGCUGCUGCGCUUCCAGCAGCAUGCGUGGGGAGGCGAGCGCGCCGACCACGAUCACCUCGGUCACAUCGCUCUGCUGCCGGACGCCGUUACCAUGGUGCUAAUACAGAUGCUGCGGCUGAUCAGUGCCAAAUCACAGAGCGAAUGCUACCCGUCGUUGUCAUUGAAUUCGGUGUCGAUCGUGUGUAGGAGGCUGUACCAGGUCUCUGCUCAAGCACAGUGGGAUACGGUUCAGUGCGAGGCUCUGGCGGCUUGCGCGUCGGACAAGUGCCAGCCCGUGCCGCUAGAGAACGAGCUGUACGGAACGAGAACGGGCAAGCUACUGAGGGACGCCUACGCACCGCUACUGUCCGUGCUCAUGCAGGCAAGAGAGCUGGUCACGCACGUGCCUGCCACCAACACGCUUCACUCCAACGCUCAAAGAAACCAAGAGCUUAAGUGUAGAGAGCUGCUGCCGCUGCUACUGCCCAGCCUAUCGUGUGUGCUCGCCACUCUCACGCUCGCCACCAACUGGUCGCGAGUCAAGGCCACUCAGUUCCUCAGCUCGUGGUCACUCGGACCUUUCCUGCUCAUCACACAAACCGAUCUCAAGAUGCUGUCUGACGUCAACCGACGACUCUUCUAUCUCGGCCAGCCCAACGUACACAAGCUGCACUCGGAGCUCGACCAGCUCCUGCUCGGCAGUCCGCCGCCAGGUGGCGCCUGCAACGCCGUCGUGCUGCAGACGAUUCGCAGCGUCGACGUCGUCUGGCAGCAGCUGCACGACGGAGCGUCCGCGCUGCAGAUGCUAUCCAGUACGCUCAUCAGACUGUUCUCGGCCGCCUGCAAGCAGAGAGCCACCGAGUACUUUCAAGCCGGAAUGCCCACCGGCAAAGUCUGGCGCCGCAAGGGCAACAGUGACAUCCCCGUUAAACAGAGUGGCUACAUCGAGCAGGCGGUGCAGGAGCUGCUACAGCUACAUCCGGUUACACAGAGUGGCUACAUCGGCAGGCGGGUGCAGGAGCUGCUACAGCCCGUGGUAGACGCCACCAGCAAAGCUGCCAAUGGAAGCACAGAUCACUGCUCUGAGCAUAGCUGUAGUCGCGCUGUGCGAGGCGUGGACCGCCUUCAUACUCAAGGAACGCGUCCGCUUCAGGUGCGCACACUAGUAUCGGUGCCGCUGCCUCUGCAGCUGCCGAAUAAUGCUUAA